AUGAUCUCUUUGAAAAGGAAUUUCAUACUAAUAUGCGUUGUUGCUGAAUGUUUUGCAGGUUUUCAUUUUUUUUUUUUCAAAAUAGCCAAUGAUUUCUAUUCUGAUUCCGCGUUCGAAGUAAUUUCCGUGAACUUCAGAAUUAUUUCUGACUCCAAAAUUUAGUUAUUUUUUUCGCUGUCCGACGAAAAUUUUGAAUUUUGCAGAUUCAUUUUGAACCCGUCAAAUAAUCGGAUUUGAUUGUGGAUAUGUUACACAUGUUGUUGAAAUAAGUGGUAAUAAAUCUUACCUACGAAAUUUUUCCUCAUUUUUAAAACUCUUUCUAGCGUAUUAUAUCAACCACUUUGAUAUUUUUUUUCUUCAGGUAUGGGAGUUUCUGAUGAGAUAAAGAUAUAUAAAAAUGGACUUGUUCAUUUGCAGAAAAAGGUUAAGCGUUCAGAAAUAACGAACUUCAGCCAUCAACCACAAUUCGGCAGUCUAUCGACUUUGUUCGAGAGGAAAUUGUCUUGGGAAGCGACACCGUAGAGACGAACCCGUCGUCCGAGUUCUGCACGAAGGAACUCUUUCCGAUGGAACCAAGAUCCAGAGCAUCAAGGAACUCACAGAAGAUCUUCCUCCACUUCCCUUCGAUGUAAGACUUUUCUGUUCAUACGGACAGUGCAAAUUUACAUUUUUCCAGGAAGAAGUGGAAAAUAUGGACGACCCUCGGGUUGGAAGUAUCUCUGACAGCGGCGAAGUUCUCGUCCCUGUCGAUGAGAAUGGCGUCGUUCUUCCUGGUGAAAUGAAUUGAAAAAAUAGGAUAGUUUUCCUUUAGGCUUCGAAGAUUUGGUCAAGCCAAUUGUUUUGGAGGUCAACAUUGCCGAUAUUAAGGACAGUAUCCGGCCGGCGGCUGUCCCUGAAGGUAUUUAGAAGAAAAAAAAAUGAACUCAUAUAUUUUGAUGAGUUUAAUUUUUUUUUCAGAUUUAUUUCAGAGUGAUGCAUAAUUUUACCAUAAAUUUAAACAGAACCAGAUAAAUAAUCAAAAAAGUUUAUUGAAAAUGGAAGAUAAAUCAGGCCAAUCAAAUUUAAAUUCUUUUUCGCGGCAGAGCACGUUUGCACGUAUUGGCUAGAUAAAAUUUGAAUAGAAAUUUCAAAUAAAAUAUAUUCAACACAAAAUAAAAAAAUAUCUCAGAUGAUGCGAAGGAAUCGCCGGACGUCGAUGAAAGUUCUGUGGUCGAUUCUUCAAAAUGGCCCGAAGGGCAUGGACCUUCCGUUUACCCAGGUUUGUUAACAAUCCAUAAUUCUUAUUCUUUUUUCCAAAAUCCGAGGUCGAAGGAAAUUAUGCGUAAAAAAUCCAAGUUUUUUUUUGAUUUGAAUAAAUUUUCAUUGGGAAAUGUAAAAUAAUAAUGGGAAAAGAUUCAAAUGAGUUAAUUUUUGGGUAAAAAUUUUUUUUUCUCACAGAACUUCCUUUGGUAAAAGGUUUGGAAAAGGGGCCAAGAGGAUCUUUUUAUUACUAUAAUGGUUCUUUUUGGUCGCCGCUCCCAGCCUUGGAGGAUAGGUCGUUAUUCAUUUCUGUUGACUGACUUUACGAGUUUUCGGCUUCAUUGACAGUUUUUUUCAUAGGAUUUCGAAGUUAUGAGCUGCGUGUGAACGUUCCAAAAGCGGACUUAACGGAUUUUUUUAGGCAGAAAGAAGUUACGGAGAAAACAAAGCGCAAAAAAGAUAAAAUAAUUUUCGAAGCAGACUUGAAGUUUUUUGUCUUUAUUUAUUCAUUUUUUGGUAUCUGUUCCAAUUUUUCCGAAAUUUGAGAGUUAAAGUUAUUGCUUCAAGUUUUGAUUGACGCAAAAACUCUAAAGAUUGCAUCACACAUCAAAUGAUGAAGGUGAGGAAGACGGAAAGCGAUUCGAAGGUUUUACUUCUAAUAUUUUAAUUUCUUGUCAGUGGUCUAGCUUUUCAAGGCUCGUAUCUUUCUCAGAGAACUCGUUGUUGAAAUGAAUAAAAAAAAUUUGAUCAGGUUAAGAAAUUGAAAAGUUCGGUAAGAGAAGUUUACUUAUAAAAACUUUAAAAAAUAAAUGAUAAAAUCAAUUUUUAACCUCAACUAAUAGUGUUGACUGUAAUUCGGUAGAAUUGGGAGAAGGGGAUAUCUUUUUAUUGAAAAGGCCUGCCUAUGAGAGUGGAAGAGAAUGAAUUCUCACCGAUUGCAAUAUGUUUCCCAUAAAUUGUUUACCUACAGAAGACGAGAGACUUGAAGAAGUUGUUGAACCUGCAAAAGAAGCCGAUUUCGUUCCGAUCUUCAAUAAUGGCUCUGUCGUUCCACCCGAUUCGCAACCAAAUUGUUCGUUUUUUUUUUUGAAAUCUCAGCUUUUUAAUCAUUUUUCCAUAAAAUUUUUAGUGCCUCAAGAAAAAACGAGCGUGGAUGGAGUGCCAAAACUUCCUGAGGCUGACCCCGUCGAUUACAGCGAAACCGAUGAAGUUAUCAAGGAAGAUAAUCCUUCAGAAGGUUUUCCUUUCUUUGAAUAGGGAAAAAAAAAACUAAAUUUUUCUGCAAAUGCCUUCAAUCUUCCAAUGUUUUCAAUUAAUAUUUUCGCUAGGUUGAAUUUUUUAAUUUUCUUAAACAUGUCAGCUUCUGAUUAUUUCAGGAGGUGCGAGCGAGCCAGUCUUGAAACCAGAUCCUGCCGAAUUGGAGCAGACCCCCCUUGUCUUUGGUUUUUCCUUCGAUUAAAAAUGAAAAAUAAAAAAAAAAGUUUAGAUAAAGAUGAUAAAAAUGAAAGCAACCAAGAAGACCUCACCGGCGGUGAAGUGGACGAGGAAAAAGAAGACGUCGAUGUGGCGGUAACUCCGACGCUUCCAUCGCCUUCUGGAAACCAGGUAGCGGUCUUUUAGCUCUGUCUUCUUCUCAUCGUGUCAAGAUCUCUUGAUUCUUGUCUCAAGUUGAGCCGUGUGAUAAGCAAGAAAUUUUUACAGGAUCCGUCGAUCGAAGCGGACGACUACAAUCCGGAAGAACUCGAAAAGAUGGCCGAAGAUCUUGGCGCCCGCGUUCUUGACAAGAUAAUGGGCAACGAGAAGAACGAAGGUAAGAAAAAAAAAAACUUCGUCCUGAAGAUUCAAUCGCCUCAUAAAAAAAUAACCAAAAAAAAUUCAAAAAUUUAGCUUCAGUUUUUUAUGACUUUUUGGUUUUUUAAAAGUUGAGAUCUAGGUUUUUUUCCCGGUAAUCCCGUUUGAUAGUUAAAUUUUGAUGAAGCAAAAAAAUGCCCAAGUUCAAGGCUUGUUAUAUUUCUAGCUUCUUCUUUCUAUUUUUUUCAAUGUGAAAAAAACUAAUUCAAUUCAAUAUUCUUUCUUUCAUAACAUUUUCAGUGGAUGAGGGAGAAUCGCCUGGAUCCGACGCCUACGUUCUCGAAGAUCCUCAUCUUUCGAAGGAAGAAAUCGCCAAGAUUAAAGAGGACAGCGACCGCGACGGUUUCAUCCCUUCUUUUUUCACAAACGAAAUCAAUUUUCAGCUGAGCUCAACCCUGGAUCAAACCCAAUAAUUCGCUCGGGACGAGUUGGUCUCCCCUCAGACAUCAAAAGGCCCGACUCUGCCACUUCCAACUCCAUCUCUAUCGUUUUGUUCCUUGUCUCUGCUUUCUAUGCCCUUUAUUAA
Molecule: messenger RNA, 3616 nt
Organism: Caenorhabditis auriculariae
Lineage: Eukaryota; Metazoa; Nematoda; Chromadorea; Rhabditida; Rhabditidae
Source: the annotation of a GenBank genome assembly